Microtus ochrogaster (prairie vole) is the source of this 1921-nucleotide messenger RNA. RefSeq names its product coiled-coil domain containing 36 (gene Iho1). The record is from RefSeq and is a predicted model, not a curated record. NCBI's taxonomy places the organism in Eukaryota, Metazoa, Chordata, Mammalia, Rodentia, Cricetidae. Gene Ontology annotation, biological process: meiotic DNA double-strand break formation; homologous chromosome pairing at meiosis; DNA recombination. Gene Ontology annotation, cellular component: condensed nuclear chromosome. The transcript has 7 exons. Bases 1 to 1572 code for a protein of 523 amino acids.
AUGAAUUUUAAUGUUUGGAAUAUCAAGGAGAUGCUCAGUAUCCCCUCAGGCUCUGGGAUCACUAAACCAUCUAACUGGAAUAGUAAUCAGACUGAUUGUUCUUCUCUCAGUGAUUCCCAGUUCCUCUUUGGAUCUCAGUUUUGUUCAGAAAAUUCAGAAAUUCUGUCCACAUCCUUGGAUGCUGGUGCCUACUCAAGACAUCCAAAGCAAACACAACAGAGCUCUGUAGAUCCUCCAGGCUCUUCAAGUUAUAGUGACAUGCUGUACAACUUUGUUUCUCAUUUUCAAGGAGUCAUUCACAAGUUGCAGACAUCUGUGGAAAAGUCUGAGGAACAUCUCAGUAUGAGAAGCCAAUCUAUUUUGGAUUCUUUGGAAACUAUAGCCAAGACAUUUCAAGAGACUGCGCAGGUCCAGCGUGACCUGAUGUUUGAGGCCACGCGAGACAAAGGCAAUAUGGAACAGGCCAUCCUUGAGAUACAGAAGAAAUCUGAAGCCAGACAGACUGAGUUCAUGGAGAUGAAGUCCAACCUGAAGAACCUUGAAGUUCUAGUUGCACAGCAGAGUAAGGACUUCCAGCAGCUUUCUGAGAAGCUGGGCCAGCUCAAUGUGCCUGGUGUCAUAGAAGAGCUGAAAAACCUUAUCUCUGCCCCUCUGGUAGCUGGGCAUCUGAAAGACAGCACCUCCCAGACCUCACCAACUCUGACCCAGAGCCUCCAUCUUACCAGACAGGAAAAAUGCACCUCUGAGGAGCCAUCUGCUCCACAGGGCCAGGUGUCUCCUUCAGGGAAUCAUAGUAGGAGUUCCCAGAGGCCUAGGGAGCUCGGUGUCUGGGAUGCAGGAGCAUCGCCAACAGAUGGGCCCCAUAGAGAAAAUGAAUGUUUGAAGAACAAAAGCCUGCAGACUUGCUGCAAGAACUGGGUUGUCACCACCAGAAACCUCAGUAACCACUGCUCUGGCUCCCCAAGCCAGAAGACUGGCCAUGACCAGGAUCUAAUUGCCCAAGAAGCCUCACAGCUGGACUUAAAUAAGUUUGAAUUCAGAAUGAAGAAUGUCUGCCCCCAAAAUGAAAACGAAAGCAUGUGUUUUGACCAGUUUGAAGAGUCAGCAACUGAACAGAAAGGCAAGACCCGAAGAAAGGGGAGGAAAGGCAAGAAGCAGCAACCCAGGAAAUCACAGAGAAGCAGGCUUCCAGCUAGGAAGAAAGAACAAACUCCAAGGAAGGCCUGUGAUUCCAUCUCGAAGCAUCGCAGCCCCCAGUCUCCAGUUUCUAGCCCACAAAGGCCCCUCAUCUAUUGGCGGGCUCCAAGAACCUCCACAAAGUCAGCCUGUCAUAUUCCGGGAGGAACAGCGAGGACCAGUAAGACAGAAAGGGCAGCACAGGGGAACACCCUGCAAUCUACCCAGCACUCCUCCCCAGACCAUGCAUGCUUAUCUAGCAGUUCCCAGGGGGAUGAGCAGAUAAAUUGGUUCAUUGACCUCAGCUUUGAAAACCCAGAGCCUCCCCUGUGUAACAAGGGAGGGAAGAAUUUGCUCUGUGAUCCGGAUUUUGACAGCAGUGAUGAUAACUUCUAACCUUGCCGACAGUGACUUCAGCUGAUGGCUCAUUGAUCUCAGUUAGAAAAACAAAUUGUGGAACAUUUGGACUGGACAGUAGCAUACAGUAUCUGAAAUUGGCUUAUCCAGCCUCAGAGUCAGAGGCCUUGACUGAUGGUGGUCAGUAGGAGAUGGGCAAGAAUCCAGUACUCUGGGUCAGUCAUGACAAAGGUGUAGAAGUUAGUUAAGGGGAGGAAAUGUGUGGAGACAGUGACGAGAGCUCAGUCAGCCUGUGAUAUGGCAUCAGGAAGGCAGUCGUGUGUAUUUGGUCAAGGGAAGGUGCACGGAGCCAGACAGGAUCACCAUUGCAAGAUGGCACCACAUCCUG